GACACCGGGAGGGUGGGGGGGAGACGGUACCGGGGAGCACGGAGGAGGCUGAGCGGCAUACGAGAGGAGGAGCCGGUGAUGUGACUGAAUUGACUUCAGACACUUUGGACUUUCAUCAUGGAAGAGACGGAAGGCCAGGCGGUGCUGCUUACUUCCUCUAGCCCUGAAGAGGCUACUAAUAAAUCCAGCAUGGGCUCGGACAGUCCUCGGGAUACCAUGCAACUCAAGAAAGAGAUCUCACUACUCAACGGGGUCUGUCUUAUUGUGGGCAAUAUGAUUGGCUCAGGGAUUUUUGUGUCUCCUAAGGGAGUGCUCAUUUAUUCUGCCUCUUAUGGGUUAUCCUUGGUCCUCUGGACUGUUGGUGGUAUUUUCUCAGUGAUUGGAGCUCUGUGCUAUGCAGAACUUGGUACCACAAUUGUAAAGUCAGGAGCAAGCUAUGCAUAUAUCCUGGAGGCUUUUGGUGGAUUUGUGGCCUUCAUCAGACUGUGGACUUCUCUGCUCAUCAUAGAACCCACUAGCCAGGCAGUUAUUGCCAUCACUUUUGCCAACUACCUGGUACAGCCCGUCUUCCCUACCUGUGAACCUCCCUACGUGGCCUCCCGUCUCAUUGCUGCUGCUUGCGUAUGUCUCAUCACUUUUAUAAACUGCGCAUAUGUGAAAUGGGGGACACGGGUGCAAGAUCUCUUCACUUACGCCAAAGUCAUUGCGUUGAUUGCAAUCAUCAUAACGGGCAUUGUUAAAUUGUGCCAAGGCCGCACGGAGAACUUUGAGGAUUCUUUUGCCGGGUCAUCAUGGGACGCUGGCGACAUAUCUUUGGCUCUGUAUUCCGCCCUCUUCUCUUAUUCCGGCUGGGACACACUGAACUAUGUCACAGAGGAAAUUAAGAACCCAGAAAGGAACUUGCCGUUGUCCAUUGGUAUUUCGAUGCCCAUUGUUACCAUCAUUUAUAUUCUCACCAAUGUGGCUUAUUAUACAGUACUAGACUUCAAUGCAGUCGUUGCCAGCGAUGCAGUGGCCGUGACUUUUGCUGACCUUGUGUAUGGCAUAUUUAGCUGGACCAUCCCCUUGGCUGUGGCCCUUUCCUGCUUUGGUGGUCUGAACUCCUCCAUCCUCGCUGCCUCCAGGCUGUUCUUUGUUGGCGCGAGGGAAGGACACCUCCCUGAUAUGUUAUGUUUAAUACACCUACAGCGGUUCACCCCAGUGACGGCUCUGCUCUUCAAUUGUGCUGCUACCCUUGUAUACCUGUCUGUGAAAGAUGUCUUCCAGCUGAUAAAUUACUACAGCUUCAGUUACUGGUUUUUCGUUGGAUUGUCCAUUGCUGGACAAAUCUAUCUGCGCUGGAAGCGGCCCGACAUGCCGAGACCUAUUAAGCUUAGUCUCUUCUUUCCAAUCACAUUUUGCUUGUGUACAGUGUUCCUCAUCGCAGUCCCAUUGUACAGUGAUACAGUGAACUCGCUCAUUGGAAUAGGGAUUGCUCUUUCUGGUGUCCCUGUCUAUUUCAUGGGAGUUUAUCUUCCAGAGUCUAAAAGGCCACCGUUUGUUGGCAAAUUAUUUGCUUUCCUCACAAGAUGGACCCAGCUGAUUUUCAACUGCGUCUUGACAGAGAUGGACAUGGUAGAAGAGAAAAAGCCAAUCGUAAAAUCAAAGAAGCCAUUAUGAUUACAGACUUUGGCAACAUAAAAAAAGAACAAAAACAUUGUUAUAAAGAAAAGGCGAUUUCAUGUGACAAGCGUUUUUUGCUUUACUGAAGACGGUUUCUGUUGCGAAGAGACCCAGCUGCAGUGAAGAUGGACAAUAACAAAUCAUUGCUCAAACUACACCAUUCGUUCCAAAUCUUAAACGUUUUUAGUGUUCUACACUCCUUUUUAUUGUCAGUUUUAUGUGUAUUUUUUUUUAUUUUAUUUUUUAAUUGCCAAAAACCAUUUCCACAUCCACCAGCAACUACUCAUCAGGGAAACUACUCAACCUUCACAGCCUUCAAGUUUAGAAAAUAAUGAAUACCCAGAUGUCCAAUACCCAGAUGUGUUACGGGUGAGGAGAUGUGUGGACUGUGGUUGAGUUCUGUACAUGAAAAUUGCUGCUCUUCAUGUUAAACCCUUGUACUAUGAUAAAGGAACUAUCUAACAGUGUUGUA
Molecule: messenger RNA, 2134 nt
Organism: Rana temporaria (common frog)
Lineage: Eukaryota; Metazoa; Chordata; Amphibia; Anura; Ranidae
Gene: SLC7A6
Product: solute carrier family 7 member 6
Exons: 10
Coding region: 118-1659 (513 amino acids)
Biological process (GO): amino acid transmembrane transport
Cellular component (GO): membrane
Molecular function (GO): L-amino acid transmembrane transporter activity
Source: RefSeq, a predicted model, not a curated record